UGUAUUACCUUUAAGGGUUUAUAUAAAAUAUACAUUUUCUUCUGCUGCUAAAUAUAAAGACGGCUAUCGAGAGGAAAGAAGACAUUUCUCAGUUCAGCCCAGUAAUGGAUCCUCGUCACUGGCACAAAGUUGCUGCCAUCUCUGGAAUGGCAGCUAUAGGUUUGGGCGCUUAUGGAGCUCAUGGUUUUAAACCCAAAAACCCUGCUUACAAAGACGUUUGGCAAACUGCAUCUGUCUAUCAUCUGGUUCAUACAGCAGCUUUGCUUGGAGCUCCUCUCACUAAACACCCUACUGUAUUUGGAGGUCUUCUAACGACUGGAAUUAUGGCUUUCUCGGGGACGUGUUACGCUGUUGCACUUCUUGAGGACAGAAAAUUUUCUACUUUAGCUCCAGCUGGUGGCUUUGCUUUUAUCGCUGCAUGGGCAAGCCUACUGUUCUAGUAACCGGUUUGUAUGACAUGAAUAUACUCUGUUCUAAGAAAGCAAUUGAAACUCUCAAGAUUAUGGCUCUGGAAAAACGUUACCAGAUGAAACCUUUUGAAACUCUACUUUCACUGAACAGCUGCUCAUGUAAUUUACUUUACUUUCAAUAUGAUGAUUUACUAAUCUCAUUGUGUAAAUGUACUUUGAAUGGGCACAAAAAUAAUAAGUGUUUGUUGCAUCAAUAGACUUCAGUCAUUUGGAUUU
This is a messenger RNA of Papaver somniferum (opium poppy), 686 nucleotides long. RefSeq names its product transmembrane protein 256 homolog. The coding region runs from base 105 to 440 and encodes 111 amino acids. The record is from RefSeq and is a predicted model, not a curated record. Lineage: Eukaryota; Viridiplantae; Streptophyta; Magnoliopsida; Ranunculales; Papaveraceae. The transcript has 5 exons.